AUUGCAGUCCUUCAUGUUUUCUGUUUUGUUGAACAUAUGACACACAAGAGGUUUAAUUCAAACAAUAUUUGUCUUUCAGAGUGGAUAUAAAGUCGCUGUGACCUCUUGUCCCAAUUAAAGGUGCUGUGUUAUCAUGUAUUCUGAUACCUGCUCAGCCCAGAACAUAACACACCUGAGGUGUGGUGACAUUAUGAGCUUACGUUGGGAAAUGUCGUUCCUGUUCGGUUUCACACACAUUAUCUGAUCUCCUCUCCCUCGAGCUAUGAAAUGCUGAUGUCAAAUCUUUAACACCGAGGGAUGGAGCUGUAGGUGUUUGGAGGGUGUGUGUGUAUGUGUGUGUGUGUGUGUGUGUGUGUGCGUGUGUGUGUGUGAUGUGUGUGCACUCCCUGUUGAGCUGUUCAGUGAGCUGUAGUCAGGAAUGCUACCCUGUGAGGGGAGGAAAAGAGGGAGAAAACAACAAUGGGAGGGGGAGGAGAGAGAGGGAGAGACAGACAGAGACACAGAGAGAGAGAGAGAGAGAGAGAGAGGGAUAGAGAGCGAUAGAGAGAAAGAGAGAGAGGACAAACCAGUGUGGCAGGUUUGAGUCACUGUACACAGUCCAUCAUGCAAAGCUCAUGGAACGAGAGAGGGACAGAGAGAACGAGGCUUCAGGAGCUGAUGUCAUUGCAGAGCGCUGCCUUCAUUAUGAACCAGUGUCAACACAAUGGUGCGAGACAGAGGUCACUCUGAGAGACGGCGAUGGGAGCUGUUGGCUGAGCUCACGCUGGGAGAACGAGGAGCCCAGAGGAUUCGUCACUUCUAGACCACAAGUCCGAGAAUCAUCGAGAGGAGCUUUGAAACAUCAAACACAAUUUGUGUCUGUGCAAGAAACUAAUGAGGGGUCUGUGAGUGUGCGACAGCCUUUUGCAUCCACAAAACUGCAGCACUGACAUGAACUGCUGCCAGAGUGCAGCCUGAAGGACAGUUGCUCGGAAUCGCUUAAAUAUCAAGUACACUCUUCCGCUCUCUUUCUGGGAUUUGGCAUUUGACAGGAGGUCGUUAACUUUGUUUACUCUCAGACAAUGGACUUGCCAUUUCUCCCAACUCCAGUGAGCAAGUGCGACACACGGACAGGGGCUCAAUUUACUGUCCGCUCGGCCAGCUCUCCCUCGUACAGCUUCAACCGCAGACAGGGUGUCAGGAGAUCCAAAGGUUUUAUAGAGGAGGUGAGGGAGGGUACUGAGGGAGAAGAAGAAAGAGAGAGACGUGGGACAGAUCCUUACACAAAUGGUACGAAUAAGGAAGAGGAUGGAGUCUCUGAAUAUCAAGACAGCACUGGUGGUCGUAGCAGUGUCAAAGGUCAGCGUGAAGAGAAGGAACCAUUAGAACAUGAAACGUCCCCCAAGCUGAACCAGAAUGGCAAAGGAGACAAAACGACCACAGAGUCCGGCACAGACAGAAGUGAAAACCCUGCGUUUGAGAGUCGAGGCAGGACAGAGCUGAGAAGAUACAACCUGUCCAGCAGAAGUAAAAGUUUGGAUUGGGGAGCAGAGGCGAAGAGUCCUUUCCGGGGAGUCAUAGCUGACAUGUUGUCAGCCAGCAGAGGAGGGGACGUCACUAAAGAGCUUGGAGGCUUCGAUGAAAGAAGGACCGGAGCGGAAGCUGUGAGGAACUGGGUGAUGUCUUCAACACACACCUACAGCUCUGCAAGUCAAACUAAUGUUGUUCAGGAGAGGAGCCCGGUGAGUCACCUGAGCCAGACGUUGGACAGGGUCAGCAGGGGUCAUUCUCUCCCCUCCAGGAUGAGGUCCCAGUCUGGACCAAGCUCCAGGUUCACAGAGACAGCUUCAUUACUUGGGCCCAAAGGAGGUCAGAGUAUAACGGAGAGGAUAGAGAAACUCUACGGAUCUGCUGGUGUCAGUAAAGCUGAGGAUAACAACAAAAUUGGGGACCUCUCCACCUCUGCUACAUCUGCAGACUCCUUUAUUCCAUCACACAGGUCAAACGAAAGGGGAGCUGGGGGGACCUUCCCCAGGGGUUUCUCAUUAGGGGAGAAAAAUAGCCUCAGUCCAAUGCAAAGCAUCAGAUCUGUCCCCUGGACACCUCAGAAGGACGCGUCAGGUUCUGAGAGUUCAUUUUCUCCAGGGAGGAGCAGGAGAUUGUCAGGGGGGCUGUGGCAGGGGCAUCUCCAGGGCAGGUUUUCACCAGAAGGUGGCGUCAACGGGGAGAAGGCGUUAGUGGACUUAGGCACAAAGUCUCUGGAUAGAGCGAGGAGUAGGAACACUGUGGCAGCUCAGAUUAGAUCAGCCAGGGCUGCAGCAGGGUUUACUGCACCAAAUACUUUCUUAGAAGAAGAGACAUCAGCUGCUCUCGAAGAUUCAUCUGGAUUCACAGAGAGAGGCAUGAACGAAAAAUGGGAUCAGGGCUCGGUCAACGAUGGAAAGGAAACUAAUGGAGUAAAAGGUGCUGAGGAAAAAACUGAACUGAAGAGUGGCACCGCUUAUGAAGAUGUAUUUGAGUCAAGUCCAAAUAAAGUUACACCCAAGAAGAACCUCUCAGCUCCAGCCAGCGUGAGGAAUAAGAUCAGCCAGUUCGAGGCUCUGACACAGAGAGCUCAGGGUUUGGCAACAGGAAAUCUCCUGAUGCCUAGAAGAGCUUUCUCUGUGCCCACGCAGCUCAGCAGGGGCCAUUAUGACGUGAAGAAGAGCCAGUCGGCGAAAGCGAUAGGUCGGUGGAGGGACAAGUGGGAGGAUUUUAAAGAGGGAGGUGAGGUGCCCAAUAAACCUGAUGACAAAGGGACAGGGGCAGGGAAGAAGCUGCUGUUAGAAAGGUUUUUAUCUGAUGACGGGGUCGGACUAGAGAGGAAAGACAAAGGAGGGGUUGAUGUGGCUGAGAGUGAAAAGAAGGGGACAGAUAGCAGAGACAACCUUUCUGAAGAUUUUGUCAAAUAUUCCAAACUCAAGAGUUCCCUUGAAAUCCCUCUUAAUGGAGGACGCCGUAAAGCGUUUUACAUUGAUGAGACGGAUUUCGCCAAAGUCUCAAGUCCUGAGGAAGCAAGCGAGAAAGACAUGACCGCCAGCAAUACACCAAAGCUGCUUCAAACCCCCUACUGUUCCAGGGACAUAUCAACUAAUGUGGCAUCUUCACCUGUUAGUGAUGACCAGACGCCGACAAAUACCCCCCCCCACUCACCUUUUUAUUCACCUACUGCAGAAGCAGAAAAGACCUUCCCCAUUGCAGAUAGACAUGACAGAACUUCCGCCGCCAAAUCUCCUGAUCCAGGCUCCACCCCUCCAACUCGUCCCCUCGCCACCUCCUCCCACAGCAACCUCCAUGAUCUCGUGUCUUCAGAGGUCACCACCGCCCAGCAGAGAGGGAGGAAACCGGUGCUGGACCUUGACUCUUGGGUAGCAGGCCUGAACUCAGCCAUCAAGGUGUGGAAUGACGACGAAGAUUAUGAGGAUGACGACGAAAGCACGCAGAAGGAUGAUGAUUCCAACUAUGAUUCAGACUCGGGAGAGUCCUCUGUGACCGUCACCAGCAACAUGAGCCAGGCAGAUCACAGGAGCUUCUGCGUAAGUCUUUCAGAUCUGUGUAGCUUUGCUGGGGUUGACAACGAGUCAGACAACGACAGUGAUGAGUGGCAGUCGAGAGGUAGGAGGUCAGUGUCCCUGAGCUCAGAUGUGUCGGGUCUGUCCUGCGUGUCAGUGAUGCCCAGUGAGGAGCUGGACCGGCUGCUGGAGGAUGUCCGGAGCCUGGGGGACAACACCCUGCAGGACUAUGAUGAUGUUCAGGUGGCUGUUCUCCAUAAGGAGAUAGGAGUUGGACUGGGCUUCAGUGUGGCAGGAGGCGUGGACCAGAACAAGCCAGUCACUGUCCAUAGGGUCUUUCACUCAGGCGUGGCAUCUAAGGAAGGCUCCAUCAUGGAAGGGGACCAGGUCUUGUCAAUCAACGGCACAGCGUUGAACGACUACACCCACUGGGAGGUUCUGAGGGUGCUGAGAAGGGCAAAGGCUCGUGAGACAGGAGUGGUGGUCCUGAGGAGGGGAGGCGUUAGUGACGUCUCCAAUAGUGGAGUGCAGACAAGUACUCCGGGACCAACACAGACCCAGAUCACUGAUGAUGGUCAACACAUGUGUGUUUCUCUGGAGAAGAACAGCAGGGACCUGGGCUUCAGUCUGGAGGGAGGUGUAGGCUCCAGCCUGGGGAACAGACCUCUCACUGUACAGAAGAUCUUCCAUGGCGGUCCAGUCGACAAGGUGUGUCCCGGCGAUGAAGUCCUGGAGAUUGAGGGUGUGAGAGUGGUGGGGAUGAGGCGUCUGGAGGCUUGGACCUUGAUCAGAAAACUCCCCUCUGGUCCCGUGGACGUGGUACUGUCCCGCCCUCUGAAACAUCUGGAAACGUGAGGGUUAUGGAAGCACAGGAAAGUUCAGGGGAUGAUGAGAGAUAGUGUCUUGGAUGAAACAUGACGUGAAUUACCUGGGAUAUUUGGGCCUUUGAAACAACACAACAGUUUGUUUACACAGAGAGAGAGUUUAAGCCCAAAAUGAAGCAUAACUUUAAAAGACGAGGGCAAAAGUAUUUAUUUAUCUCUCUUUUACUGGAUCACAUCUACCUCAAGGCCUGUGAUAUUUAUGUAUAUUAAUUCAAAUGUACUAAUGGCUCAUGCGUUCAUCAAAAGGAACCAAUUUUUAUGCCAAACAGGGCACUGUAAAUUUAAAUACACGUUGUAACAUGUUGUGAAUACAUUAUGAGUGCAUUCAAAGUUUAUUUCCUUUUUUUUUUUAAUAAAUCCUAACAAAGUGA
This is a messenger RNA of Platichthys flesus (European flounder), 4785 nucleotides long. RefSeq lists its product as uncharacterized. Gene Ontology annotation, molecular function: CD4 receptor binding; cytokine activity. Bases 1062 to 4385 code for a protein of 1107 amino acids. The record is from RefSeq and is a predicted model, not a curated record. The transcript has 7 exons. Lineage: Eukaryota; Metazoa; Chordata; Actinopteri; Pleuronectiformes; Pleuronectidae. Gene Ontology annotation, biological process: induction of positive chemotaxis; leukocyte chemotaxis.